AUGACCUACGCAGGCAAGGGCACUGGUAUUCUCAAAAACAAAUCUAGCACUGGCAUUCAAAGCACUGACAGCAGCCACAACAGUAACAACAGAACUGGCAGUAGUAACAGCAAUGGCAGCAAUCUAGACGUUACAUCAGAUGGGUCUGAUAUGAAGACUGAAGCUUUAACCUGUGGAAAUUCGCAUGCUACAAAGACAGCAACUGUCACUAAGGAAGUUGAAUCAUCCAAGAAACUGGAACAGCUUUUUCUCUCUUUCCCAAAAGAUCGGUCCAAACCUCCCAUCAUGCCCCCCACUUCUUCAUCAUCAUCGUCACCAUUACCAUCACCAUCUAAAAACCCCGCUGCGACUGCUAAGAUGACUCUCAAAAAGCCUACAACGAAACUCAAGCGAGAGGAUGAUCAAUUGAAGCAACAUUAUCAGUGCCCAAAGUGUGGCAUGCCUUAUGUGCGUGGACAACCUGAGGAUGAGCGGACACAUGAUUCAUACCAUCGAGCGGCCCUUGGCGGGGUUGACUAUCCGGGUUAUAAAAAUGAGGUGGUUGUGGCGCAAUUUAAUGAUAUUGGAACAACUUCAGCAAACGACCAAAACAAGAACCGUCGAGUUAGUGUAGGAACGUCGUCGUCAUCUGCGAUGGAUUCUAAUCUAUCUAACUCACGGAUCGUCAUGAUCUCCAUGUCAGAUGCUGGGAAGCCAGCCUCGCCAGUGGAGAAGAGGAAGGUCAGGGAGGUACUCGAAGUAGUCAAUAAGGAACUUGGUUCUGUUGACUUUGAUCCGGAGCAACUUGAGUCGUGUAAAAUAUUCCUGUAUAUCUCAAACAAGAAAAAAGUCAUUGGGUGUGUUGUUGCAGAGCGGAUCAAACAAGGAUUUGAAAUUUUGAGUGCUGAUUCAAGUCCUGAGGCUCUACCUACUUCAUCAUCACCAUCAUCAUCAGCAUCAUCAUCAUUAAUAUCGUCGUCAACAGCAACAUUGUCAUUGCCAUCUUCUGGCUCCAAUAGCAGCUGCAGCAGUAUGGAAACAAAAAUGAUGGAUUCUGAUAAUCCUCCUGCAACUAAUAUAUCGGGUAUCAACGAGAUUUCUAUCUCCACUUCAUUAUCGGCAUCAUCGAUUCCUUCUACUUCCUCUUCUUCUUCUUCUUCUUCAAUGACAACUAGUGAUCAUUCGGGAUCAGCCAUUUUCUGUAGUAUAGUCCCUCAAUCUGCUAUCUGUGGGAUCAACCGCAUUUGGGUAUCAGCCCAUUGUCGACGUCAAGGAAUUGCGAGUCGAUUGCUGGAUGCGGUUCGGGAUCGAUUUAUCUACGCAUGCAAGUUGGAGCGCAAAGAUCUAGCAUUCUCACAGCCGACAGGAGAUGGCAAAGCGCUUGCAAGACAUUAUCUAGAGACGAAUAAAUUUUUGGUGUAUGUGGAGUAG
Molecule: messenger RNA, 1410 nt
Organism: Lobosporangium transversale
Lineage: Eukaryota; Fungi; Mortierellomycota; Mortierellomycetes; Mortierellales; Mortierellaceae
Product: ESCO1/2 acetyl-transferase-domain-containing protein
Exons: 2
Coding region: 1-1410 (469 amino acids)
Biological process (GO): mitotic sister chromatid cohesion
Cellular component (GO): nucleus; chromatin
Molecular function (GO): protein-lysine-acetyltransferase activity
Source: RefSeq, a predicted model, not a curated record